Messenger RNA from Pleuronectes platessa (European plaice), 4639 nucleotides. RefSeq lists its product as uncharacterized. Bases 1217 to 2242 code for a protein of 341 amino acids. Lineage: Eukaryota; Metazoa; Chordata; Actinopteri; Pleuronectiformes; Pleuronectidae. The transcript is spliced from 5 exons. The record is from RefSeq and is a predicted model, not a curated record. Gene Ontology annotation, biological process: response to bacterium.
AUUAAAGAUUUUAAAUCAGCCGAAUUGAUUUGAUGUUGUCAGUUGCCAUAUUUUCAACUCGGACUAAAUAUAAAAGAUACUUCUUGAGCUUAACCCCAAGUUGUUUAACAAUUUCCUACCUGACAUGUGAGGAUCUGUACUUAGCCUCCGUGUGGUCAAAAGACCGUCUGCUCUCUUUGAUUGAGCGCUUUCAAACAGGAAGUCUCUGCAGUGUCUUCACUAUAACCCAGCAGACUACCUCACGUGAACAGCAAGGAAAUGAACAGAAGUUGACAACAAAAAACUAAAUCAGCAAUGCUCUCAUCAGGCAGUGUUGAUGUUACUCUUAUGUUAGAAUUGUUUCCUCCACUAAGGAGGUUAUGUUUUCACCCCUGUCUUGGCUGCUUGGCUGCUUGGGAGAAGGACAGGACAUGGGCCAAGAAACAACCCAUUCAAUUGAGGUGCAGAUCUGCAAAAAAGGGGCUAAUCCAGGAUGUUUUCAUCGCUUCUCUUCAUUGUCUAAAUUGUAGAGUAGUAGAAAAGUUUAGAAUUUAGUCCAUGAUUUUAUUGUUGACAUCAGACUUUUUUAUACCAUGUGGUCCCUUUGUAACCUCAGGUCCACGGCAAAAGCCCUAAUAACCAUUCCACAUUCCCCGGCUGGAGCAGCAGAGGGGACCAGGUCUUUUCUGUUAUAGCCCCCCCUCUUUGUCAGACGGAUCUCCAUCAGAAGAUUGUUCUAAACUCCUUAUCCUCUUUAAAGAUACAUUUUAUAGAUGUGCUGUCUUAGUCCUUGGGGUUGGACUUCCCCUCUAACUUGUAUUAAUAUAUUUUAAUCUCUCUUUAAUCUUACCUACUGUUUGUUAUUUAUUUAUGUUUGACUAUAUAUUAAUUUACAAUUGUUUUCAUCUGUAACAUUUAUACUUAUUGUUGUGCUCUUAUGUUUUCUUUUAAAUAGUUUCUAUUGUUUGCCCUUAAUUCUUCACUCACUUGUAACCUUGUAACUUUGGUUUGAAAGAUGCUUUAAGAAUAACUGAAUACUAUUGUAGUAGUAGUAUUAUGUACUCUAACUGCUUCAGAUGUCUGUCACACUGUGACUCUUUGAAAAGAACAAAGAUUCACAUCAAGGUAGCAGUGAUCAUGUGAUCAGUGUUGACCUUCUGGCCAAUCAACACAAGUCUUUACUCUGAAGAGAGGAGAAAGUGUCGGGCUGUUUGUCAUUCAACACGACGAUUUCAACAUGAAGACAUCUCCGAAGCUCGUUCUCUACCUGACAUGUUUCUUCUUGGUGAAAAUGGUUCAGAUGCAUCAUUUUAUCUUGUCUAAUCACGACAGCGUAUUUAAAUCAGUUAAUGUUGGAGACAACUUGACUUUGCAGUGUUCAUAUGAGGAGAGGGACAAUAGGAUGAAUUGGUACAAACAAACACCAGGACAAAAACCUCGAAUUAUCUCAAUCAUCUACAGAUCCACUAAAAUCAUCUCAUUAGAGAAUGAAUUCAAGGAAAGUCCACGCUUCACUGUGGGAACUAAUGAUGUUGUGAGUCACUUAAAUAUCUCAGAUUUGCAGCCUUCAGACUCAGCUACUUACUACUGUUCAAAGAGAGAGAUAUAUGUGUAUGAGUUUAUGCAGAGCAUCACUGUCACGGUGAAAGGUUCAGGGUCUAACAUCCAGGCUCUGGUGCAUCAAUUUGAGAGCAUCCAGCCAGGAGGCUCUGUGACUCUCAGCUGUACAGUUCACACUGGGACCUGUGAUGGAGAACACAGUGUUUACUGGUUCAAGAGCUCUGAAGAACCUCAGCCAGGACUCAUUUACACCCACGGAGACAGGAACGAUCAGUGUGAGAGGAAUCUCGACACACAGACAAACACCUGUGUCUACAACUUGUCAAUGGAGAGACUGAACCGUUCUCAUGCUGGGACCUACUACUGUGCUGUCGCUCCAUGUGGACACAUUGUGUUUGGAGACGGGACCAAGCUGGAGUUUGAUGAUGAAGGGAACUGGCUGGUGUAUUUCCUGAGUGGAGCUUUGGGAUUCACCACCUGCCUUUUGCUGGCUGUGUUACUGUACAAGAUAAACAAGAGAAGAUGCUGGAGAUGUUCAGAGUCUUGUACACAACCAUCAUCUCCCUCCACAACAAAUGCAGAGGGCAACCACCAUGCAGAUGACCUCCAUUACGCUGCAUUAAAUGUGAACGUGGCCAGCAGAUCAAGACGACAGAGGGACAACACAAACGAUGAAUGUGUGUACUCAAGUGUUAAACUCUAGAAUUGUUUUGUCUGGAACGGUCUAUGUUUGAGAUGAGGGAUUUCUCAGUCUUUCUUUAGAGGUGGAGCAUGAUUCUUGUCUGUUAUGCUUUUUUUUAUCCUUUUUCCAAAUAUAAAUGUGGCUUUUUUUGUGAUUAAUGAUAAAAAAAAAAAACUCAUGAUGUAAUUACACUAGGGCUGCUCGAUUAUGGAAAAAAUCAUAAUCAUGAUUAUUUUGGACUAAAUUAAAAUCACGAUUAUUCAAACGAUUAUUAAUAUGUGCCCUUAUUCUGAAGUCUAUGCUUCUUUUUUUUUUAAUCACUUCCGGUUCCGGUAACCACCGAGGACGGCUGCGUGUCUUAUUCCUCCGUGAAACCAGGCUAUCGGUGCCCGGUUAUUCAAACCCUUAAUGAUGGCAACCCUAACACUCUUUGACCGACUGACCGGCGCGGAGAAAUGCGGGUCUGGUCUGACCGGUCUGAACAGCCAGGCGGGAGCGCGCUUGAGAAUAGCGGUGCGUGGCGCUGUUUUUUUCACUGCCGAUCACCACACACACAACUCGCCUCCUUCAGUUUACUGCUGCUUGAGAGUGAAGGCCAAUGUAUGCUUCUCCGUUUUGACGAACACGGACAGAUAGGACCGCCCUCUCCAACGUGGAACACCCUCUCCGUGCCUCUCCGCGGCUCCUCGCAGAGCUUUUCGUGCAGCUCUCAUUUUUCUAACUACACGUCGAAAUGACGGACAGCCCACGGAUAGCCCUUGGCUGUGAUUGGUCCGCUAACGCCAGCAUUUCGGAAUGGAAACUUCCUGUUCCAUUCCCUACAUCACAAUAAACCAAAAUCACAACUACGACUCUAUGAUUAAUGUGACAAGUGUGUUAAGCCAGUGGCGUUGUCCGGCUGACGGUGGCUGGUUAGAGCACUUACAGCAUGUGUGUACGGACACAUACGGUUAUAACGAACUUUCACAACGGGGAUAGCGGGCUAGCCACCAUGCUAACUGUGGUGGGAACAGCGCAAAAACCCACUGACUUUAAUCCCACGGCUGUCAUGACACUGUUUCUCAAACACCGUCAGGUUAGAAGUAAACACUUGGUAGUAGUUAGUAUCGGGUGUCCGUGCUGACUGUGUGUGGAAGCUGGGGGGAAGCUAGCUGCCUCCGUGUAGCUUCAAGCUGUUGCAGCUGUUGAAUUAGCAACACAGUUUGGAAACAAGACCGGGGAACCGCUGCGUUAAGACACGAUAACAUAAGCAUUUUGACCCGCUGGGUUUCACUUUAUUCAGCAAAAACUGUCGCAUCAUCAACAUCCUUUUUCUAUUGUCAUCGUUCACUGUGUGUGAGGAGCCGGGGGGGCGUAAAUAAACCAGCGUGGACUUCUUCUAUAUACCUCAUGAGGUAGGCUUCUCUAAGCUCGACUUCAGUUGCGCCAUCUACUGUUCUGGCGGUGAAUUGUUUUCACAACAAAAAGGCUCGUAGAACUAUAAAUCAAAAAGGGUCCGUCCGAUCCGUCCGUCCGUCCUUCCGCAACGGACUCGGAGAAGCAUACUGAGGCCUUGACUGCCGGUCAGCUGGGCCGCUGAAUGCUUUGGGGGAAGGACUGAAUUGCGCAUGCGUGGCUCUUUCGAAAAAAUGCCAGAUAAUCGUUUCAGUAGUUUGGAGAUCGUUUGACCCCAUAAUCAUAAUCACGAUUAAAUUUCGAUUAAUCGAGCAGCCCUAAAUUACACUUUUAUUGUUAAACAAUGUGUGUGUGUGUGUGUGUGGGAACGGCUGUGUCUCUGAUCUGCUGUGUGUUCACAUAGGGAGUGGGUCUACUGAGGAGCUGCUGCGUGAGGUUAUGACUUCUGUAUUUACUUCAAUAAAGAAUGUUUAUUCUCAACUAACUGCCAGGACUCAACGAUAUGAAGCUGUGCAUCUUCUGGUCCUACAACCAAACAAUAAAAACCUGGUGUAAAGAAUUGAAUGGAUUCCGUGGACAGAAACGCUACAGUGCUUUUUAAUUUGAAAUAGCUACAGGAAGUGUUUGUGACAUAUUCAACAGACAUUGAAACCGCACGCAGCAUGUGGAGGAAAUAGGCGAAACCCCAAGCGCUGCUCUACUGGGUCCCGUGGCCGCCCUGACCUGAGCGACAUAAUGAAAAGAAACAACGUUCGGUCACAUUUCCUCCAAGAGAGACGAGAGGAGGGCUAACAUGUGGACACAAACCCCUGCAGAGUUGAGGCCCCAUUUAAAACUUGCCUGUCAAUACUUACAAUUUAGUUUGUUGCCUCCAAUCAUUAAAGGGGACAUAUUAUGAAAAUUCCACUUUUGUAGUGCUUCUACAUGUUAAUGUGAGUAUGGCGUGUCUACCGUCCCAAAAACUCUUGAAAAAAAACCCUCGUACGUCGAAUGGGAAUAUGACCAGAAUUGACGUCACAGUCA